Molecule: messenger RNA, 1375 nt
Organism: Gallus gallus (chicken)
Lineage: Eukaryota; Metazoa; Chordata; Aves; Galliformes; Phasianidae
Gene: TP53RK
Product: TP53 regulating kinase
Exons: 2
Coding region: 14-1234 (406 amino acids)
Biological process (GO): protein phosphorylation
Cellular component (GO): cytosol; EKC/KEOPS complex; nucleus
Molecular function (GO): ATP binding; protein serine/threonine kinase activity
Source: RefSeq, a predicted model, not a curated record
GAGGAGGAAACGAAUGUUGUGGAGGAGAAAACAAGGACAAAAUGGACUCGCGGCACCGCCGAGGCUGCCACAGCAAUCGGUGUUUUAUUCGCACGGUCUCUUGGAGCGGGAGGUGUGGCGGCUGCAAAGCAGCGGCUUCUCAUUGCGCCACGGAGCCCCGAGCGCUGCUCCCCAGGCGGCGAGGGCUGGCCGGCCUUCACCCACGUGGAGCUGUGGGCCUGGGGACACCCAAGGAACAGGAGACACCCACGGUACCGGAGCGGGAGCUCCGGCGGUGCCCGGUGGGGGAUGCGGGGCCGCGCCGUGCCCGGGGGGCGGUUUUGCGGCGGAUUCCCUCGCGCAGUCGGAGGAGCGCGCCGAGUUCGGCGCUUUCCGGCGGCGGUCGCCGAAGAUUGCCGGAAGCGGCGAGCGACGCGCAUGCGCGGUGUCGCGGCGGGGCCCGGUGAUGGCGGCGGCGGCGGGCGACGCGGGCGCGGCGGGGGCGGAGGACGGGGCCGCGGGCCCGGUGCGGGACGGGGCCGAGAGGGGCGAGCCGGGCCCCGGCGCGGUCGAGGCGGCGCCGCCACCGCUGCCGGGGCUGCAGCUGGUGCAGCAGGGCGCCGAGGCGCGCGUCUACCGGGGGAGCUUCCUGGGGCGCGCGGCCGUGGCCAAGCUCCGCUUCCCCAAGCUGUACCGGCACCCGGCGCUGGAGGAGCGGCUCAGCCGGCGGCGCACGGCGCAGGAGGCGCGAUCCCUGCUGCGCUGCCGGCGGGCAGGGAUCCCGGCUCCCGUGGUCUACUUCGUGGAUUACGCGUCCAACUGCAUUUAUCUGGAAGAUAUCGUUGGCGCGAUCGCUGUUCAGGAUCACAUCUACUCCGUGCAGCGGAGCGGCAGCGAUGCCAGCAGCCUCCUCGGCUUGGCGGAGAAGAUGGGCCAGCUGCUGGCCAGGAUGCACGACGAGGACCUCAUCCACGGGGACCUCACGACGUCCAACGUGCUGCUGCGGCCGCCCGUGGAGCGGCUGGACUUGGUGCUGAUUGACUUUGGGCUCAGCUUUAUUUCGGGUCUUCCCGAGGAUAAAGGAGUCGAUCUGUACGUGCUGGAAAAAGCCUUCCUUAGUACCCAUCCCGAUACGGAAACUGUGUUUCAGGCUCUGCUGCAGAGCUACGCGGCCGCCUCUAAGAAAUCCAGCCCGGUGAUCAAACGUCUGGAUGAGGUGCGGCUCAGGGGGAGGAAGAGGUCCAUGAUUGGGUAACAGCAGGCGGCGACGGAGAAAUCUGAUGGAGAAAUUGGUUCUGCCAAGGGGGGGUUAUUUAUACUGCCGGUUACUUUGGUUGCACAGAUGGCUCUUUUGAUAGCAGUGCCUCGUAUGAAAUAAAUCGGAUUUCUAACCGUU